AUGUGUGGGAGGAUUCCUGGUAGGUCUGCUACCAAAAGAAGGAGGCAUGCCAGUGAGAAGGAGAGCAAGUUCUCAACAACAAAAGUCAAGGUUGCAAGAACUACCAGAUGUGGCAAUUGUUUGGAAUAUGGUCAUAACAAGAGGGCGUGUUCUAAAAGAUUUAGGAGAAAUAGUAUUGAUGUACCUAGGAAUAAGUUGUGCAUAAGGAGAGGUGAUGGGAGGAUUGGUUCUGCAAAAACUGGGAAUGAUACUCCAACUAUAAGUACUCAAGAGAGUGUGGUUCAACAAGUUCUAGUUGCUGAUGAGCGUGAAAAUGUGAUGGGUGAAAAUGUCAUGCAAGAAGGUUAUAAUGUGGGUGAAAGUGUGGUUCAACAAGUUCCAGUUGUAGAAGUUCCUACUGUUGUAGAAGAAGGUGUGGUGCAGGAGGAAGGUGUUGUGCAUGAAGUUCCAGUAAUUCAUAUUCAGGAUGGUCAUAUGAUGCAAGAAGGAGGUACUAGUCAAACAAGUGUGAUGCAAGGUAGUGACACUUUUAGGCAAGUAGGAUCCAGUAUUAGGAUCCAGUAUUGGUUAGAAGCUUAA
Molecule: messenger RNA, 579 nt
Organism: Lactuca virosa
Lineage: Eukaryota; Viridiplantae; Streptophyta; Magnoliopsida; Asterales; Asteraceae
Source: the annotation of a GenBank genome assembly